AUGUCGAAUUGGGACUACAUCGACGAAGUCGACAUUAUUCCGAAGCUCCCCCCCAAUUUCGACGAACUACGCGAAUCCAAAAAAUGGCAAGAACGAAAAGAGGCGUUGGAGGCACUGCUCAAAGUGCUCACCGAUAACGAGCGUCUUUCCACAAAAGUCUCAUAUGCAGAAUUGAUCGGAAAUGUGCAGACGGUCCUCGCCAAAGAUGCGAACAUCAACUGUCAAGCACUCGCUGCAAGGUGCAUUGGAAAGUUCGCUACCGGCCUUCGCAGCAAGUUCUCCGCAUUCGCCACCCCGCUAUUGCCAGUGAUUUUCGAUAAGAUGAAGGAAAAGAAGCCGAUACUUCGGGAGCCACUUGUCGACUGCGCAAUGGAGGUGGGAAGAACGAUGGUAUCGUUGGAAGCAGGACAGGAAGACAUCCUGGCGGCUUUGGCAAAACCGAACCCACAAAUCAAGCAACAGACAGCGCUUUUCGUGGCGAAGCAGUUGGAUUUGUUGGUUCCGGCAAAGCAACCGAAAGGAUUCAUCAAGGCCGUCGUUCCGAUUCUUGGCAAACUCACCGGAGACGCCGAUCAAGAUGUGAGAGAAGCAUCAUUGCAAGGACUCGGAGCCAUACAGCGAAUUAUUGGAGACAAGAACAUCAAGUCACUGCUCGGCGAUUUGUCAUCAGAUGAAGGAAAAAUGAAGAAAAUUGGAGAGUACGCUGAAAAAUCCGCCGCUGCCUUCGCCGAGGAACAGGCUAAGAAUGCGCCAGCUCCUAGCAGCUCCGCUCCUGCUGCAUCUGCACCAGCAGCGUCUUCCGGAUCAUCAGGUUCCCCUUCAUCAGCCCCCCCAUCAGCCGAACCAGCUGUCGAAGCGGAUCCAUGGGAUUUUCUAGACGCAUUCGACGUUCUUUCAAAAAUGCCGGAUGGUUUUGAUACCAAUCUCGAGAGCAAAAAGUGGCAGGAGAGAAAGGAAGCUCUCGAAGGACUCCUCCAACUACUCACAGCAAACCCGAAGUUGGAUCCCAAAGCCAAUUAUGGCGCAUUGAUUGAGCGACUCCAAAAGGUGCUGGAAAAGGAUGCCAACAUCAAUGUCGCAGCUCUAGCAUCCAACUGCAUUACUGGAAUAGCAAACGGGCUCCGAACGAAAUUCCAAGCAUUCGCUAUUUCAGUGGCUCCAAUCAUUUUUGAAAAGUUCAAAGAGAAGAAACCAAUACUUCGUGAUCCACUCGUCGCUUGUAUUGAUGCUGUCGUUGCCACCUCGAAUCUCGAAGCACUCGGAGAAAUCGUGCUGGCGGCACUCGGAAAGCCAAAUCCUAGCAUCAAAACGCAAACGGAUCUCUUCUUGCAACGAACCUUCAUGAAACUGAACUCCCAGACGAUGCCAAAGAAGACUCUUAAAACACUGGUACCACUUCUCAUAAAGCAUUCGGGAGACUCCGAUUCAGAAGUGAGAGAUGCAUCAUAUGCAGCUAUGGGAGCGAUGAUGAGAGCUAUCGGAGAGAAGCCGUCGCUUCAACUGCUGGCAGAUAUUGUCACCGACAAUUUGAAAAUGGGAAAAAUCAAGGAGUACCAUCAGAAGGCGUUGGCUGAAGCCGGACCAGCCGAGAUUGCAGCAAUGGUUCAGUCAAUUCAUAAAGCAGAUGCUCCACCAACUACUUCUGCUCCACCGAAAAAAGCUGCUCCACCAAAACGGCAAGUUUCGGAAGAAGAGACGACCGAGCAAGAGGAGGAAGAGCCGCUUAAGCUUCCUACGGGCGAGAAGAAAAAGGAAGAGAAAAAGAAAGCUCCAACAAAGGAGAAUGCCGAAAACGAACCACCAGUAGCUCCGAAAUCCGAACUGCUUCUUAACGACAAUGGCGAGAAAGCACAGAGGAUAAAGGAGGAGAAACAGUUGAAGUUGGUCAAAUGGAAUUUCCAAGCUCCAACAGAAGAGCACAUCACUCAGCUUCAAACUCUCCUCGGCAAUCAAGCAAAAGUCUCGCUCAUGAGUCAGCUAUUCCACAAGGACUUCAAACAACAUCUUGCCGCUUUGGAUACUUUGGUGCGCCUCGUUGAUACCUCCCCUCGGUCACUUCUCGCGAACAGUGACCUUCUGUUCAAAUGGUGCACUCUUCGAUUCUUUGAAACGAAUCCUGCUGCUCUGAUCAAAGUGCUGGAAUUAUGCAAGGUUCUGGUGGAGCUGAUUCGUGACACGGAGACACCAAUGUCACAGGAGGAACUGACGUCGUUCGUUCCAUAUUUGUUACUGAAAACUGGUGAACCAAAGGAGAAUAUGCGAACAGCAGUCAGAGAUAUCAUCAAUGUUCUCUCGGAUAUUGUUGGUCCACUCAAGAUGACUCCGAUGCUUCUAGAUGCUCUGAAAUCAAAGAAUGCUCGUCAACGCUCAGAAUGUCUCCUCGUAAUCGAGUCGUACAUUGCAAGCACUGGAAUCAGCCCGCUCAAAGCUCUCACUGUGGAAAAGAUUGUCGCACCGUUUGUUGGAGACAAGGAUGUCAAUGUUCGAAAUGCAGCGAUCAACGUGCUAGUGGCAUGUUUCAGAUUCGAAGGAGAUCAAAUGUGGAAGGCUGCCGGUAGAAUGGCAGAUAAGGACAGGUCGUUGGUAGAAGAGAGAAUUAAACGAUCUGGAGCAAAACCUGGAUCGGGUGUCGCCACAUCACCACCGAAUGGAGGACCGAAAAUUGUUGUUCCACAGCAACAAGGAUCCGUUGUCCGAAGACCUGCUUCUCGCUCGAGAACGCGGGAACCUGAGCCAGAAAAUGACUACAACGAGACCAUCCAAAGCACGACGUUCUCUGCCGGAAUGAAGUCCGGUUCGCGAUAUGCUCUCCGUGAUGACGUUGUCUCUACGGCAUUCAACCGUUUGGCAGAAAAUACGAAUGUUGUCACACCACCACAACCACCGAGUGUAUGGCCGGGAAAUUCUUUCCAGAUGAAAAGAACGAAUUCGUCUUCGUCUAUCUCUUCAAUCGACACUUCUGAUCAAAUCCAACGAAGCAUCAACAAUAUUUCGAGCAGUUUGGCUGAUGUUGCCCAAGAUGCCAUGUAUCAGGUCACAUACGUUCUCAAUCAGCCCGAACAACGGCAUUUGGUGGAUCGAAAAGCAGAUUUGGUGUUCCGUGCUUCUGCAGCCCAGCUCGAUAUGAUCAUUGAAGACUUCAGUGCCGGAAAGGAUGUCACAGGGACGAUGGAAGCUUGCUCCCAAAUGCUUUUCAUUCUUAUGGGCGGAGUCGAAGCAGAACAUGGAUUGGAGCCUUUGAGUGCGUCCCCUGAAACAGUGAAGGCUAUCAUCUCAUCGGUUCUUCGUUGCAUCAUCCAAAUCGGAAGUACGGAUGUUGGAUACGCGAUGGCUCGCUCAUUAAAUCGUCUGGCGAUGCGUCUUGUGUAUCGAGUCGAACUAUCCAAUCUGCUGUGUGGACUGAUUCUGGCAACCAUUGAAUCUAUUCAACAGGACAACGGCAUCACAGAGCUCAUUUCAAAGUUGUCGUCAAAGUGGUGUGAAGAGCUGGAGAAAAGGAGAGCCCAGUUGAGGGCCUCGGACAUCGUGGACGCCUUCAAUAAAUUCUAUGUUUGUGCUCUUGCUGAGAAGAAUAUGGAUAUCAAUGAUGUGAAUGUACUAGUGAUGGACAACUACUUGGAGCGUGUCAUUCUUCAACAAGGAGACGUCGUUCUCGACGCGGCACGUCGCCUCUCUACGCCUCAUAAUCACCUGACUCGAAUGAUCAAUAAGAUACUGCAGACGAUGAAAGAGAGAAAUAUUGCUCCGAUUAUGCCGGGCACUCUUGAAACUCGUGCACCAGAAGAAGACGAUUCAGUUGUUGUGAGAACUGGAGUCCAAGUAUGUGUCAACAACAUUCUCCGAGACUUGAAGAAUACGUCCUCUUACAUCGAACAGCUCAACAAGCACGUGCAAUCAAGUGAUAAAUGCAGGAACGAGUAUUCAGUGCUGGUUAACACGCACACAAUGGGAGAAGCUAUUGAGGAGCUCGUUUCCGAGCAGACUAUCUACGGAGCGCCCAUCUUCAACAAUCCCAAUGUUGUCAACUCAAUGACAGUGUCGUGGAAAGUCAAUGAUCUUCUUGGAAAGAAGGUCGAAGAAACGCCGACAACGCCACCAAAUGCCAGCAGAAUGGAUACAACUUUUGUCGGAACCCCACUCUCUCGUGGAGAAGGAAGCAACACCAUCACUCGUACCCGUGGAAACAUGAUUCGUCCGAAGCAACGCCCGACGAUGAGUCGCGAGCAGCAUGAUGAGCUGAGAAGUCGCUUACAACAAGCCAAGUUCGGAAAAUAA
This is a messenger RNA of Caenorhabditis remanei, 4275 nucleotides long. RefSeq lists its product as uncharacterized. NCBI's taxonomy places the organism in Eukaryota, Metazoa, Nematoda, Chromadorea, Rhabditida, Rhabditidae. The transcript has 8 exons. The record is from RefSeq and is a predicted model, not a curated record. Gene Ontology annotation, molecular function: microtubule plus end polymerase activity; microtubule plus-end binding. Gene Ontology annotation, biological process: establishment or maintenance of microtubule cytoskeleton polarity; centrosome duplication; microtubule polymerization. Gene Ontology annotation, cellular component: kinetochore; spindle pole; centrosome. Bases 1 to 4275 code for a protein of 1424 amino acids.